This is a messenger RNA of Plasmopara halstedii, 1653 nucleotides long. RefSeq names its product Putative N2,N2-dimethylguanosine tRNA methyltransferase. The transcript has 5 exons. Gene Ontology annotation, molecular function: protein binding. The coding region runs from base 1 to 1653 and encodes 550 amino acids. The record is from RefSeq and is a predicted model, not a curated record. NCBI's taxonomy places the organism in Eukaryota, Oomycota, Peronosporomycetes, Peronosporales, Peronosporaceae.
AUGUUCGACAAGAUAAAGGCCCUACAGGCCGAGGGUAAUGCCUACUAUGCCGACGGCCGCUACGAAGCCGCGCGUGAAAUCUACACGAAAGCAAUCACUCUGUUAACUGCGCACGAUAAUAAUGUAUUAUCUAGCGACCCACGUAAUGGUGAUACAAUCUCGUGGGAAUCUCAAACAGCCUCGCAAUUGCUUUCCAAUCGCGCACAAACUUCGAUCCAAGAACGCAAUUUUGCUGCCGCAUUACAGGACGCUACGCUCGCGCUCAGAUACAACGCAGAGAAUGAAAAGGCUUUACUGCGCAAACUUGUAGCGCUCGAGAAUCUUGAAAGAUUUGAGGCCGCGCUGCACUUAGUAAACAAUGUACUGGAUGGUGGUAAAAGGAAUGCUCGAACACUAUUUCAAUAUUGUGUGAUAGCACGUCGUCGAUUGCACAAGAAUUUGGCCAGGGACUGCCAAGUGGCUGCUGAAGAAGUCAAGCAAAUGGGCAAGAUGGUGCACGACACACAGCAAUUGAGAAUCAAUUUCGGAUGUUUGCUACCAUCUCAAGUGCCACCAAACCAAUUUUUUAACGUUGCUGUUAAUAUUGGUAAUGAAUUUGGACUUUUUCGAAGGGAAUAUGUGAAAGAAGGGGAACCGAUCUAUCUCCAGUGUUCAUUGCAAAAUAAAUCGACAAAUAAGUACAAAUUAGUGUUCGAAGAGCCGUUCGAUGUGCUUGAUGAUAUAAAUUCAUGCACAGUAGAUGCAAAUGGUAAAGUGAAACUAAAUGAGCAUGGAAAAGCAAGUUUUCGUGUUGCCAUCGGCAAUAGCGAUGAGAUGGAAUCAGCGAGUACGCUUGAAUCUGUUGCUCUUGAGAUUCAGGCACACGAAUCGAUUCGUGCAAAGUGGGACUUGCUUCCUGUAGUUUCGUUACCGCUUUUUAUUGUAUCUCAAGGUGGUGAGUCGAAAGAGGGAGUCACUGGACAACUAGGCGUACAUUGCUGCCGAACUGUGAAACUUCCAGGAGUAGCGCAGGAUAUUUUACUUGCUGAGUCACCUGGAAAUCUUGGAAUCGGAGGAAAGUUGUGGGACUCGUGCUUGGUCUUGACCCGUUUCCUCGCGGCAAGACAAGAUCUUAUCAGGAACAAACAAGUUGUGGAGCUAGGCAGUGGACUGGGCCUUGUUGGGAUCUUUUGUUCGCUGCUGGGAGCACAUGUCACAUUAACGGAUAUGAAAGAAAUAAUCCCAUUGAUUGAGUACAACAUAAGCUUAAAUUAUUGUGAAGAAGGGCAAAGAGAUGACAAGGGUAAAGGCGGCAUUACUCCUAUAGCAAGAGCGCAUCAUUGGGGAGAGUCUCCGUGUAAUUUGCCAGUGCAACCAGACGUCAUCGUGCUCUCGGAUGUCGUAUACGAUCCUAUAGGGUAUGCCCCGCUUGUGUCUUCGCUAGUAGCGUUGGCAACUUGUUCUAAGACGCUCGUGCUGAUGGCGUAUCGCUCCCGCAACCCACUAGAGUAUCAGUUUUUUGAACUCCUAUCACAAAGCUUUUCGUGCGAGCGAAUUCACUGGCUUUCCACCGAGAAGUCUGCUCUGAAAGCUUGUGCAGCUGGUGGGUUACCAACUACAAAGCAAGUUCUCGAAGACGUGCAAAUUUUUGAAAUUCGACGCCUGACAGUAUAG